AUGUAUAAUUAAAAGAGAAUAAAAAUGUAUAUUUACAGUUAUCGUCCAGAAGAUUUGAUUGGAUCAGGAUACAAUAGUCAAGUAUUUAAAGGCCAAAAUGAUGUAAAUGGAGAUAUUGUUGCAAUAAAAGUAUGGAAAUAUUUUAAAUCAAGGUUUGUGAUCACUCAAGGGUGUAGCAUUAAAUAGAAAAAUAGUUAUUUCUAUAAGAAAUCGCAGCAUUAUAAGUCUUAGAUUCGCUUAACAUUGUUAAAAUGCCUUUUUACAUUCAUAAUAAAUAUUGUACAUAUAUUGUAACUGAAUACUGUAAUUAGUGUAUUAUAUAUUUUUAAUUCUAUAUAGGUGAUUUAGAAAAUAUGAUUAUGAAAAGAGGGUAUAUACCUGAAAAUUAGGCAAUCUUAAUAUUUUAUUAGAUUUUGACAGGAUUAAAAGACCAAAUCUCAAAGGGAGUCAUUCAUGCAGAUCUAAAACCAUCAAAUAUUUUGAUAUAAAAGGGUAUUUAUAAGAUUGCCAAUUAUGGACAUUCAAGGAUGAUUUAUUCUCAAAACCAAUAAGUAUAAUAUAAUGUUAGUACAACUCUAUAUAAUUAAACUUAAACAUCAGUAAAGAAUGAUAUUUGGAAUUUGGGAGUAUUUUUUUAUAAAAUUCUGACUGGUAAUGUCCAUAAUAUUAUCUUAGGAAAGUUACCUUGGUAGGCGGAUAGAGAAUAAGAAUUUGUUAAAUUUCCACAAAAAUCCUAUUCAAUUUUCCGAUAACAUAAUAAUUUUAUCAGCAGCUAAAGAUCUUAUUAAUAAAUGUUUAUAAUUAGAUGA
Paramecium primaurelia is the source of this 809-nucleotide messenger RNA. The record is from the annotation of a GenBank genome assembly. Lineage: Eukaryota; Ciliophora; Oligohymenophorea; Peniculida; Parameciidae.